Molecule: messenger RNA, 1282 nt
Organism: Nicrophorus vespilloides
Lineage: Eukaryota; Metazoa; Arthropoda; Insecta; Coleoptera; Silphidae
Product: forkhead box protein L1-like
Exons: 1
Coding region: 186-1046 (286 amino acids)
Biological process (GO): anatomical structure morphogenesis; regulation of transcription by RNA polymerase II; cell differentiation
Molecular function (GO): RNA polymerase II cis-regulatory region sequence-specific DNA binding; DNA-binding transcription factor activity, RNA polymerase II-specific
Source: RefSeq, a predicted model, not a curated record
CUUUCGUUCGUUUAAUAUGAUUGAUCGCUCAGCGACACUACCUACCAAAGCCGUACACUGAAAUCAGAUACAUUUUGCCAGUUGCGGUGUCGGGUGUUCCACUAGUGUUUUAAGUGACAUAAGCAUCCUUUAUUUUUGUUGCACCUUUUGUUGAGUUCGGGAUUUGGAAGCAGAAGGACGUGGAGAUGUGCAGCAACGAGACGCCGACCACCUCGACGCCCAGGCUCCCGAUGCCCUUCAACCUGGAUAACGGUCCCAGGGCCCUGCUUCCCAUUGAUCAAUAUCGCUUACAAUUAUAUCAGUAUGCAGUCGCGGAGAGAUUGCGUUAUCCUCUUCUGAACCCAUUCCCAACACCUCUUCCGUGUUAUCCGUUGUUCCCGCGCGUGCUACAGCCUGAAGAACCGAAGCCACAGCACAGCUACAUCGGCCUCAUAGCCAUGGCCAUACUAAGCGCUCCCGAAGGCAAGCUCGUCCUCUCCGACAUCUACCAGCACAUCCUGGAUCAUUAUCCGUACUUCAGAACAAGAGGUCCGGGCUGGAGGAACUCGAUCAGGCACAACCUCUCUCUGAACGAUUGCUUUAUCAAAGCUGGAAGAAGCGCCAACGGCAAAGGCCAUUACUGGGCCAUCCACCCAGCCAACGUGGAUGAUUUUCGGAAGGGCGACUUCAGACGCAGGAAAGCCCAGAGGAAGGUUCGCAAGCACAUGGGGUUAGCCGUCGACGAGGAUGGCGCUGAUUCCCCAAGUCCUCCGCCGCUUUCAGUGAGUCCUUCAUCGGUGGUUCCCGGUCCUUCGACGGCAGUUUUCCCGGCUCCAAACCGUGGUCCGUCGCGUAAACGCCAGUUCGAUGUUGCAUCUCUUCUCGCGCCGGAUUCCGGCGAAGACACCGCCGAAGAAGACAUCGACGUCGUCUCCAGUGACCAGCAGGAGCAGCAGACCACCAGACCUUGGCCUAUCUUCCCCAUCGUCAACUACUACCAGGCCCUUCUUCAGGCGCGACCAAAUCCGCAGAACGAACCGUCGACCAACGCCAGCGAAGACUCUUAAAUUUCACAUUCCAGAAGAUAAUGAAAAAAAUAAUAAUUAUUAAAAAUUAAACUAGUGAGGCAAGUGAACUGUGUAAUCGAUACCUCUUUCUGUAAUCUCAAUCAUUUAAAUUUAACAAAAUUAUGUAAGACACUGCUAGUGCAAUUCCACCAAAACCGAUACAAAGCUGAGGAAAAUCUAUUUUAGAAUCUCCAAUGUGUAGCGAAUCCGGACCCCCUACGAGAAAAAUGAAUCGA